Salarias fasciatus (jewelled blenny) is the source of this 1424-nucleotide messenger RNA. Its product is annotated as ras-related protein Rab-11B. The transcript has 5 exons. Gene Ontology annotation, molecular function: GTPase activity; GTP binding. The record is from RefSeq and is a predicted model, not a curated record. NCBI's taxonomy places the organism in Eukaryota, Metazoa, Chordata, Actinopteri, Blenniiformes, Blenniidae. Bases 195 to 851 code for a protein of 218 amino acids.
UCCUCCCCUCCCUCUGCAGAGUUGGGAGCUCUCCCUUUCUGCGGCCAGCUCGCCUUGACAGCCAAAACUGGCGCAGAGUCUGGGCUCAAACCUUUUCCACAUAGAUAUAUUUUUUUCUUGCCAUAUAGCGACAGUUCAUAGCCACACUUUCCGCACAUCCUCCGGACGCACGCGUAGGAGCGGCCUCGUCUAGAAUGGGGAACCGAGACGAUGAAUACGAUUUCUUGUUCAAAGUUGUGUUAAUUGGCGACUCGGGCGUGGGGAAGAGCAACCUGCUGUCUCGAUUCACACGCAACGAGUUCAACCUCGAGAGCAAGAGCACUAUUGGGGUGGAGUUCGCCACGCGCAGCAUUCAGGUGGAUGGCAAGACGAUAAAGGCUCAGAUCUGGGAUACAGCGGGGCAGGAACGCUACAGAGCCAUCACCUCGGCAUACUACAGAGGCGCGGUGGGCGCACUGCUAGUGUACGACAUAGCCAAACACCUGACCUAUGAGAAUGUGGAGCGCUGGCUGAAGGAGCUGAGGGACCAUGCUGACAACAACAUCGUCAUCAUGCUGGUCGGAAACAAGAGCGACCUGCGCCACCUCAGGGCCGUGCCCACGGAUGAAGCUCGCGCCUUUGCAGAGAAGAACAAUCUGUCAUUCAUAGAAACUUCAGCCUUGGACUCAACAAAUGUUGAAGAAGCCUUCAAGAAUAUCCUUACAGAAAUAUACCGCAUCGUAUCGCAGAAACAGAUCGCCGAGCGGUCUGCUCACGACGAGUCUCCGGGAAACAACGUGGUGGACAUCAGCGUGCCACCCACCACGGACGGCCAGAGGGGGAGCAAACUGCAGUGCUGUCAGAACCUGUAACCAACGGCAACCGCCUCUCCUCACCUGGGUCAAUUAUUAAUUGAAAUCCGCAGUGUUGAUAUGCUUCCAUCUGCUCGAGGUGCAGCGUUGCCUGAAUCUGCACUUUUCAGACCGGUGGAGUCGUUUCCAUUAUGCCACAAACGAUCCAGUCCCAGAGAGAAGCGUUUGAAUCGAUUUCACGUUGUAAUCUGACCCAGGUUCAGUCUGCUACAUCCAAGGGCAAAAACAGGACUGGUGCCACCACGUAAGCAGCUGCCACAGUUAACCACGAUAGUGUAGCAGAAAAGCCUUGCCUGAGAAUGUGUAAGCCUAGUUUUUUGCUCUUAUAAAUGGUUGUUACCACAUGCAGGAGGUCCUGGGUAUCAAAGCCUGCUUGUUUGAGUCGUAUCGGCAGUCCUGUUUUUGGGCCUCUCUCCUCCUCGUUCAGUCAUCAUCUCAAAAAGUGGUUGUGACGCUGCUGACGCUUAUUUCAUUUUGUGUAAAAUAUAUUCUUUUUUUUUUUUUGUUUGAUUUUGAUAGCUUGUCUGCUCACAUACAUUAUAUUAAUGCCAUGAAUUAAAUUUUACAGUAUUA